AUGUCAUCAGACUCGCCACUGGAUGACAGAGCUCCGGGCGUCGUCAUCUUCACUUCGGGAACCACCGGCCGACCAAAGGGAGUCGUACAUCGACGUGGUUACACCCACGAGACUGCACUUGCGAUUGGUGAAGGUUACGACAUUGACCACAACGAUGUUCUCUUGCACGUCCUUCCGGUACAUCAUACAACAGGUUUCGGAACUUCUUUCUUCCCUUUCCUCUGCGCAGGCGCAUGCAUCGAGUUCAGAGGCGCAGCAAGCUUCGACGCAGCAUGGGUCUGGGACCGCUGGCUCCAAGGCGGACUGACUGUCUUCUCCGCCGUACCUACCAUUUUCAUGCGGCUCAAGUGGUACUUCGAGAGUGAAGUUCAGAACCUUCCAUUGGAACAUCAGGUGCGAUAUGUUAAAGCUGCUAAUCAGUUCCGUGCUUUCUUGUGUGGGUCAAGUGCACUCCAAGACGGUGUUCAAGAUUUCUGGACGAGCUUGAGAAAUGGUUCGCCCAUCUUGACUCGAUACGGCGCGACCGAGUUCCCAGGCUGUCUGAAGGUACCAGCCGAUAUGGAUCACAGAGCAUUGCCCAGAGGAUGUGUUGGCAUGACAGUGCCUGGAGUAGAGAUCAAGCUUUCAGACGGCGAUGAGGGCGAGCUGUUGGUCAAAUCUCCCUACAUGUUUGCAAAGUAA
Messenger RNA from Aureobasidium uvarum, 681 nucleotides. NCBI's taxonomy places the organism in Eukaryota, Fungi, Ascomycota, Dothideomycetes, Dothideales, Saccotheciaceae. The record is from the annotation of a GenBank genome assembly.